Molecule: messenger RNA, 1491 nt
Organism: Lasiodiplodia theobromae
Lineage: Eukaryota; Fungi; Ascomycota; Dothideomycetes; Botryosphaeriales; Botryosphaeriaceae
Product: Alpha-amylase
Exons: 7
Coding region: 1-1491 (496 amino acids)
Biological process (GO): carbohydrate catabolic process
Molecular function (GO): calcium ion binding; alpha-amylase activity
Source: RefSeq, a predicted model, not a curated record
AUGAAGGCAUCCCUGUACGCCCUCGCCGCUGCUGCGGCCAUGUGCCGUAGUGUCCGUGCGGCUACUCCCGCCCAAUGGCGUUCCCACUCCAUCUACCAGGUCCUCACUGAUAGGUUUGCUCGUACCGAUGGCAGCACCACUGCCACCUGCAACACCCAGGACAGGGUGUACUGCGGUGGAACCUAUCAGGGAAUCAUCAACAAGCUGGACUAUAUCCAGGGCAUGGGCUUCACGGCCAUUUGGAUUUCGCCCGUCGUCGAGAACUUGCCCGAAGACACCGGCUAUGGUGAAGCCUACCAUGGCUACUGGCAGCAGGACCUGUACAGUUUGAACUCCAAUUUCGGGACUGCCGAUGAUCUCAAGAACCUCGCAGCCGAGUUGCAUGAUCGUGGAAUGUACCUGAUGGUCGACGUGGUCGUCAACCACAAUGGCUGGGCGGGCUCAGCAAGCUCUGUGGACUACAGCCGGUUCAAUCCGUUCAACUCUCAGGACUACUACCAUUCCUACUGCACUGUGAACUACAAUUCCCAAGACAGCGUUGAAGACUGCUGGCUUGGGGACAACACUGUUCAACUCGUGGACCUCAAUACAGAGGACUCUCGGGUGGUGCAAGGGUAUGAGACAUGGAUCUCUCAGCUUGUUUCAAACUACUCCAUUGAUGGCCUGCGCAUCGACACUGCCAAGCAUGUCGACAAAGCUUUCUACCCUGGCUUCCAGAAUGCUGCCGGUGUCUUCUCCACUGGAGAAGUCUUUGAUGGAAACCCAUCGUACACCUGCGACUACCAAAACUACAUGGACAGUGUUCUCAACUAUCCCAUUUACUACCCCCUGACUCGGGCCUUCACUUCGUCGAGCGGAUCCAUUUCCGACCUAGUGAACAUGAUCAACACCCUCAAGUCCGGCUGCAAGGAUACCACCUUGCUCGGCACCUUCACCGAGAACCACGACAUCACGCGCUUCGCGGCCAUCACGUCCGACUUCUCGCAGGCGAAGAACGUGCUCGCGUUCAACAUCCUCGCCGACGGCAUCCCCAUCAUCUACGCCGGGCAGGAGCAGCACUACGCCGGCGCCGAGGAUCCAGACAACCGCGAGGCCACCUGGCUCUCGGGCUACAACACUGACGCCGAGCUGUACAAGUUCAUCGCAUCCGUCAACCAGAUCCGCAACCAGGCCAUCGCCGACGACGCCAACUACCUGACCUACCAGAACUGGGUCAUCUACAGCGACGGCACCACCAUCGCCAUGCGCAAGGGCUUCGACGGCAACCAGAUCAUCACCGUGCUCAGCAACAAGGGCGCCAAUGGCGACGGCUACACGCUCAACCUCGGCAACACGGGCUGGUCGAGCGGGACCCAGGUCGUUGAGAUUUUGACCUGCGCGACCGUCACCGUCACUAGCAGCAAUACCGUUACAGUUCCCAUGGCUAACGGCUUGCCGAGGAUUUACUAUCCGCGGGCCAACCUUGUUGGGACCGGCAUUUGCGGCCUGUGA